UAACCUAUUAAUAAUUAUUCUAGCAUUGACGAUAACAAGAGCGUUGAGUAAUUGGUCUUGUGAGGUGCUCAUGUCUUCGUCUCUUUCAAUUCCGUUUCCGAUUCCGGUCGCAAUGGAUUCUGCGCCGCGUGCGACGCUGACUCCGGUGGCGCUUUUCAAGCCUCUAAAGCAUCGCCAUUUGGUGAGAGGCAGAGUUACGCCACUUCGUCGCCGCCUCAACGCUGUUACGCCUUUGCGGUGCUCUUCCGACGGCGAUGCCGUCAUUAAUCUCCACGUCGGGGGAAUGAUGUGCGAGGGAUGUGCAAAUAGCGUCAAAAAAAUAUUAGAAAGCCGACCACAAGUGUUAUCUGCAAUUGUAAAUCUGGCAUCCGAGACAGCAAUUGUUUCCCCUUUGCCUGAACAAAAAACUGCACCAAAUGACCUGAAGCAAUUGGGGGAGGAACUUGCACAGCAUUUAACUACAUGUGGUUUCACUUCAGCUCUUCGAGUGACAGAUCAAAAAGAUAGCAACUGAAGGAGUUAUUAUUUCAUCAUAUAAAUCAAAAAAGUGGUUCUCUGGAGUCAAUGGUGAGUUUCUGUGACAGCUUAAUGGUGAUUGUUGGAGAGCCAUGUCUGUGGCUAUGUGCUCUGGUGGCCCUGCAUGUUGUAGAAUUUGUCCAUGUACAAAUCUAAUAUUAGAGAUCCUGUAUUUAUCAUGAAUUUUGCGCACUCGUUCAUUCGGAAUUGGUUGGGAUUUGUCUAUGAUUACAUUUUCUGGGUGAUUUCCAUUUUCCAUGACAAUUGACAAAUUAUUUCUUCUGGAUGUUGAUAA
Messenger RNA from Cajanus cajan (pigeon pea), 811 nucleotides. RefSeq names its product copper-transporting ATPase PAA1, chloroplastic. The record is from RefSeq and is a predicted model, not a curated record. Lineage: Eukaryota; Viridiplantae; Streptophyta; Magnoliopsida; Fabales; Fabaceae. Gene Ontology annotation, molecular function: metal ion binding.